This is a messenger RNA of Linepithema humile (Argentine ant), 5328 nucleotides long. RefSeq names its product chameau (gene chm). Gene Ontology annotation, molecular function: histone acetyltransferase activity; zinc ion binding; transcription coregulator activity. The record is from RefSeq and is a predicted model, not a curated record. Gene Ontology annotation, cellular component: nucleus; chromatin. Gene Ontology annotation, biological process: negative regulation of DNA-templated transcription; positive regulation of transcription by RNA polymerase II. NCBI's taxonomy places the organism in Eukaryota, Metazoa, Arthropoda, Insecta, Hymenoptera, Formicidae.
ACAUAAAGAUGUACACAGCGUCGUAUACACUUGAUAAAUAAAAUGUUUUUAUAACGUAACAAGUGUAAAUAAGUGAUAUUCGCGGGUAGAAAUUUGAUAAAAUCGAAAAUGUACUUGAAGAGAUGAUAUUGAGCAACGUUUGAACAAAAGACAGACCGGCAAAAUGACACCUAAACGAAAGACAACCAGUUCAGAAUCUACAUCAACAAGUAGCUCAGGUUCCUCCUCGAGUAGCUCGUCGAGUUCGGGCAGUGAAUCCAGUUCGUCAGAUUCCGAGAAUUCCAGCAGCUCUGCCAAUAGCCAAAAGGUGUCCGAUGCAGAAAGAACUAAGAAGAAGGUGCCAUUUCCAGUAACUCGCCAUGUCAAAUCCAAGGCUGAAACUACUUCUGUACCACCCGUGGAGAAUAAAAAUAAAGACAGACAGCCACCGAAGCCGAGAUCAGCAGUGUAUUCUUCUGAAUCCGAAGAAUCACCCAGCAAAGCAAAAUCACCGCAAAAGAGGAAGCCACCAGCUAAGCCGAAAGCUACUGCUACUGUUGCACCAGUUGUUAAGCCGCAGAGAUCUCUUACAAAACCAGCACCAGCAUCAGUACAGCAUAAAGCUACACCAGCUUCAAAAUCAGCCAAUGCCAAAACUAAUAAAUUUUCUGGUGCCGCAGUCAACAGCAAGACUCCUGAAAAAUCUGGCAAGAUAUCAGAACCUGUGCAGAAAAAAUUAAAAAAGAAAAGUAUAUUCAGCCCGGAAAACAGUAGCGAAAGUGACAGUGGCAUCUCAGCAAAAGUUAGUGCGGUGAAGCCAACAAGUGGUUCCGCAAAAACCUCAAAAAAUCCACCAGCUAAAGUGAAGUUAAAUGACACCAAGCAAAAGUCUGCAGCAACAAGCAGAGCUGUUGCAAAACCCGCGCAACCACAGAAGUCGGACAGUUCAGCAAGUUCGAAGAGUUCCGGUGGUUCGGCGUCCUCGGGGAGCACAGAAAGCAGCAGCGAAUCAGAAUCGUCCGAAAGUGUCACCACCUCUCAGCCUCAACCGAAAAAGAAGGAGACGCAAUCCAGCAAUACACUGGCAAGCAGCAAUACGGCAAAUGUGCCACCUAAAAGACCCUCGGCAGCGGUUGCUCCAGUAAAGCCACAAAAAACAGUUCCAAAACGUCAAGGCCCUGUAAAGAGUGACAACGAUGGAGAUGCGUCUGCGAGUGAUAAAGAGAUGGACGAGCAGGAAGCACCGCCUGCGAAAACUGCAGUAAAAGGCAAACGGAAGCUGCAAACGCGCAAAGGAAGUAAAUUACUUCAACUGCAGGCGAAAGCGGCUAGCGAUUCCGAAUCUGACACAGGUACAAAAACAAUAGUGUGUAAACGUAUUCCGCAAAUAGUGCUGAGUCGUUGUGAUUUGUCGAGAGUAGCCGAGAGCAAGAGGAGCACCAGCAAGUCGCCUGUUAAACGCGCCGGACCGUCCACCGCCGUCAGACAAGCCUCCGGAGCCGGCAGAUCAACACAGAGUAUCACUUCUAAUACCAUCAGCACCAGGACGAGCCAGGCUGCUUACAAUCGGGCGCGCGCGACGAAGGAGCGAGAAUGUCCACUAGCUGCGUCCUGCGAUUCGCGAGGUCAUCUCUCCGGAAAACUCGACUCGCACUUCACCCUGGAAGCAUGUCCGCUGUAUCACAACACCACGCCGCAGGCUUGCGUAGAGUUUCACAAGGAGAGGAAAAAGCGGGAGGAGGAGCGCAAGAAGGCGAUAGCGAAUCUGGCUAAGAAGCCCAAGGGUGUUCAUCAAACUACCGAGCAACGUAAUUACCAACUUAAAGUACGAGAGAUGAGGAACAAAUCGAAAAGUAAUAUCGGUGACGGUAACGAGAGCGACAGUGGCGGCGAGCUGCAGGGGAACGAGAAGGACAAGCAGCCUCGGUUGAAUAAUCUCACGCCUGACUACGAUUUGAAGCUGUUCAUGGAAGCCCAGGCGAUAGCCAGUGAAAAAAUCGAGAAGGAAUUGCGAGAACUCGACUACGACGGUGAAGGCAGAAAUGGCGGUGGUACGCGAGUCGUCGAAAUGGGAAAAUGGGAAAUGGAGGUUUGGUAUCAAAGCCCGUAUCCCGAGGAAUAUAGCCGCGCUCCAAAGCUUUAUCUUUGCGAAUACUGCUUGCGGUAUGCGAAAAGCCGUCAAGUCUUGAGGAGACAUAGAGAGAAAUGCUUGUGGAGGCAUCCGCCAGGACAUGAAGUGUACAGAAAGGACAAACUCGGCGUAUGGGAAGUGGACGGCAAACGAUACAAGCAGUACUGUCAGAAUCUCUGCUUGCUGGCGAAAUUCUUCUUGGAUCACAAAACGUUGUACUACGACGUCGAGCCGUUCCUCUUCUACGUCAUGACGAUCGGCGACGCCGAGGGCUGCCACACCGUCGGAUACUUCAGCAAAGAGAAGAACUCCUUCCUGAAUUACAACGUAUCCUGCAUCCUCACGCUACCGCCUUACCAGAGACAAGGCUACGGCCGGCUGCUCAUCGAUUUCAGUUACUUGCUGACGAGGGUCGAGAAGAAGAUUGGCUCGCCGGAGAAGCCGCUGUCGGAUCUCGGCCUGAUCUCAUAUCGCAGCUACUGGAAGGAUGUACUGCUGCAGUACCUUUGCACCUUCGGCGGCAAGGAGAUCUCUGUCAAAGAUAUCAGCAAGGAAAUGGCCAUCGAUACGUACGACAUUGUCAGCACUUUUCAGGCCCUCGGUAUGAUGAAGUACUGGAAGGGCAAGCAUAUCAUUUUGAAGAAACAGGACGUGAUCGACGACUACAAGGAGAGGGUGAAGAGACGGGGCCCCGUCUACAAAGAGAUCGAUCCGGAGUGUCUGAAAUGGAACCCCUUCCAGCCGCCCAAGACACCCUCCGUCUCGAACUAAGGCCUGCCGCCAGGAGCUUGGAACUACGCCACCCUUCCUCCCCCCCUGUCGCCCCCUCUCUUCGCGGCGCGACUUGAGACGACGGUCGAUUCUCGCGUUCCUUCUCGUCGUCGUCGUCGUCGUCGUCGUCGUCGUGUUCAUCGUGUUCGUCAUGUUCGUCUACGUCUUUGGUCUUUUCGUCAGGCUUUCACGGGGAAGCUGCAGAUUUCACAGCCAUAACGUACGGUAAGAGCCGUGAAAAGCCUUCCAGGAACUCCUUCGUCCCGAAGAAUGCAGGGUACGAUAGCGGGUGCCACAUUCUAUCGGCGAUAUCGUUAAGGUUCGCGCGGCGAAAAGGACUUCUCACCACGAUUCGAGAAUGUUAUCGCGGCGACGGAGUUUCAACGUGGACAUUCAAGCGUGCAAAAAGGGAGGAAAGAGGUCGACGAUGUAAUAAUAAUUGCGACUGGAAGUUUCAGGCGUGUGAGGUGUUAAAGGAAUAUUUGAUAAAAACAGACACAAGAGCCGCUAACGCGCGGAGAUACUCGAAGACCGCUGCAUAUUCCGCGCGCUCGACAUCCUGCGUUAUCAGCCGACAUUUGCCUAUCUUAACGUUUAUUUUUAGAUUCGCGAGUCACUUUUCCGCGUGCAAGCCUUUUCCCCCGCAAUGAAGCUUUUUAGAUUUAUUGAAAAGCGCCAAUGUUUAACAUUAUUUAAAAUGAUCAAUUUAGCGUGAAAUAAUCUUGUAAUAUCGAAUACAAAUCGAGCGAUGAAUAAUCCGCUCUUGAAUGUACAAAUAUGAAUAUUGAAUGAAUAUGUAAAUACGGCUCCGGUCGGAUUCAGCAUUUCAAGCUGCAUCGAUCUGUAAUAUUUGCCCCCGAUGGAAAAUAAAUGCGGAAACACGGCGUACCGUGGCGGAACAACAGCAAGAAACAGUCGGUUGUGCGAGGCGAGUUUCGCGUAAGUGGUAUUUGCGCAUAGCAGAGAGAGAAAGAGAGAAAGAGAGAGAGAGAGAGAGAGAGAGAUAUCGCUGUGAAUCCGGCGACGAUAAGCCGCUCCUUUUACAUUCGCGUCCCGAUGCUGCGCCGGGCUGGUGCAUCGACCUUGGCACCACCUCUCAUUGGUGCAACCUCGUUGGUGCAGUAAGUUGCAUAACGGCGGGGCCGCGUUAACGCGCCGGUGGCGCAUCGAUCAGAUUGCGUCGAAUGCGCUUUCGGCGCGCGGCGUCGGCGGAAUCACCCGGUGAAAAUUUCCGGUCGCGGAAAUUCGGAUUUUUUUUUUUUUUUUUAACGAGGCACGCGCAAAAGGAACAUUGACAGAAAUAUUCGGUCGUUUGACUGAAAAAAAAAAUAUUAACGCACCGAUGUCAAAGGCCAUUCUACUCGAUGAUUCGCAAAAUCAUUCGCUAUCGCGUUCUGCUCGCUGCGCGAGAUUCAGCGCGCGAUCUUCGAGUGUUCGCGGUGGUAGGUUUUUUUUUUUUCCCGCCGGAUGAUGUUGAAACUGUCCUGAUUCCGGGUCGAGGCGCAGCCUACGCGGAGUCGUUCGUUAUUAAAUAUAUUAACUGACGUUAAUGUGGAAGCAAGAGAAAACAGAAGAUCCCCUCGUGUUUAAUAUUUGCGCGCUCCGGAGCGCCGGAGAAUAAUUUCGCCGUUAAAAUACGCCGGACUAUACUGCACCGCGGCCGCAAGACAUAGGCACGGGAGAUACGUUAUUGAUCGGUCUACCAAGGUGCAUGCUCGGCUGCAGAACGGAGAGAGAGAGAGAGAGAGACGGCGAGAAAAAGAGAAAGAGGGAGAGUAGGAUUUGCCAACGAUGCGGAGGCCCACCGGCCUCGAUCGCUCUGCCGAGCAAUGUGAAAAUAACUCGAAAGCAAUCGAGUCAAGGUUACGCGCGAGUUCAAUUUAAAUAUAUUCCGUGCCUCUGGACAUAGGAAGAUACCAGCUGUGUACCGAGAGAUCGUCUCGAACGAGAUCAAACGCGCUCGGCAGCUGGAAGUAAUCCCGACACAGCUCUCGGACACGCUUUCAGAGACUGUCGCGAGAAACAAUCGUGCGCAUUGAAUUUUCUGGUCUGAAUGAUUUUGAAAGCAUGCUUCUUCGCAAUUAAUUUGUGUAUAUAUUUUUUCAUUUAUUAUUUAUCUAUUUUUCCGGAGCUCGGAGAGAAUAGCAGAAAAAAAAUAUAUUCAAUAAGUACUUUAACGUAUUUAAAAGAAAAAUCUUUCUCAUUCGAGUAUCGUUUAGAGAAGUCAAAAGAUAAAUGGAGACUUCGUCAUUGGCGAUCGUAAGCGUUCGCGUAAACAAUUUUGUUCUGCCUCUUUUGCAUCGAAAUGAAUUUUAAUGCACGCCUCUUCACCGCACGACGCGCGUAACGCAAUUCUCUUAUCCUCUUGUAACAAGAGGCCGUGUCGAGAGAUCGUUUUAAUUAAUACUUUCCAGCUGCCGAAGAACUCUCUCGCGCUCUCUCUCUCU